AUGUUAGACCCCUUUCCGCCUCCUCCCGGGUGGUUACGAGAUCUUGUCGAGCCCUGGGCCCUAUACUUCAACCUUCCUGCCCUCCCAGACCAUUCUCACGAAAUUGUCGUCACCUUCUUUGCCUACCUGUUCAUCCACUACAUCUUAUCUCCAUGCUUGUCUCCGCUCCUGUUCCCGCGUUACUAUCCCAACCUUAACAAGCGUACCAAGCUCAACUGGGAUGUCCACGUCGUGUCGCUCAUCCAGAGCACCGUUAUCAAUGCCGUCGCAUUGUGGGUGAUCUUUGUGGAUGAGGAAAGAAAGUCCAUGUCGACUGAGGAGCGGGUCUUUGGCUACGUCGGGUCAUGUGCUCUCAUCGAAGCCCUGGCGGUGGGAUACUUUAUCUAUGACCUGAUCGUCAGCACGAUCUAUAUCAAGCUCUUUGGUAUUGGCAUGUUGUUCCAUGCUGUCUGUGCUCUCUGGGUGUUUAGCAUGGGAUUCCGGCCCUUCGUUAACUUCUACUCCCCCGUCUUCAUUCUCUAUGAGCUCUCCAGCCCCUUCCUCAAUAUUCACUGGUUCCUUGACAAGGUCAACAUGACUGGAAGCUCCCUACAGUGGUACAACGGCAUACUGCUUCUAUUCGUUUUCUUCUGCUGCCGUCUUAUCUGGGGAACCUGGCAGUCUAUCAUCGUCUACAUUGACAUGUUCGCUGCUCUCAAACACACCUGGUCUGCGACUUCUUCUUCUUCUUCUUCUUCUUCUUCUUCCUCCUUCGAGCCUGUCGACAUCACUGCCCAAAUCUUCAAAGCCCGUGGUGACGGCUCCCUCUGCCUUAACGAGGCCUGUGUCUUGGCCAACGCGGAGAUCUCCAAGUACUCCAAACACUCUGCCGGUGGCAUCCCUACCUGGCUGGUUUUCACAUACGUCCUCUCCAAUAUCGUCCUCAAUGGCCUUAACUACUACUGGUUUUCUCAAAUGAUCGAAGCAGUUAUGAAACGCUUCCGCCGCCCUCCUGCUGCUGCUAAGGCUAAGGAGGUUGUCUUGAAGGAGAAUGAGAAAGCCGCUCCCAUUGGAGAGCCAACCAUCGAGAAUCUCACACAAAAGGCCGUCCUUGAUGCUGCUGCGAAGCUAGGAGAAGAAGAAGGAAGCCUAUUCCUCGGUGACCCUGCUUCGAGCGAACCAUCUAACGCUUCAGGUGUUUCGCUUCUCUCCGAGGAAUUGAGAAAGAGAAAGGCUUGA
This is a messenger RNA of Aspergillus ochraceoroseus IBT 24754, 1218 nucleotides long. Its product is annotated as TLC domain-containing protein. The record is from RefSeq and is a predicted model, not a curated record. The transcript is spliced from 2 exons. NCBI's taxonomy places the organism in Eukaryota, Fungi, Ascomycota, Eurotiomycetes, Eurotiales, Aspergillaceae. Bases 1 to 1218 code for a protein of 405 amino acids. Gene Ontology annotation, biological process: lipid homeostasis. Gene Ontology annotation, cellular component: membrane; endoplasmic reticulum.